Messenger RNA from Cyclocybe aegerita, 3441 nucleotides. The record is from the annotation of a GenBank genome assembly. Lineage: Eukaryota; Fungi; Basidiomycota; Agaricomycetes; Agaricales; Hemipholiotaceae.
AUGGAAUAUUGCCUUCCCUGUUUCGGCAGGGGAGCGCGAGACGGCGAGCGUGAGCCUCUCCUUCCAAACCCCGGCCAACGACAACGCGAGACGGUGAACAGACCGCUGGGCGUUGACCACUCCAUCGUUGACAAGGUCGUCGACGCCCUCGCUGCGCUCAAGGAAGGCAAACUACCGACGCAAGGGCAGCUGAACCGUUUCUUGCAGGUGUUGUUGAAGUCAGAGUUCCUCAAGGAAGAGCUUGGGAGAUUCACGACCGGCAAUGGACCAACGAGCAGGCAAGGGAGGAAGGUUGUGCGGGAUGUGAAAGAGGUGGUCGAAGCCUGUUUGCAAUUCUCAAUGGAGAAGAAUGCCGACGAUAAAUUUCAAGACCUCUAUUUCCAAGUGCUGGAACUGGAUGCGCCGCCCAUCGAGGUUAGCGUGAACGUAGACCAUCCUUCCGCAGCUACCUCCGCUGCUAAAGCGGGCAAAGGUGCUCUCGACGCCGCUCGACAGGGUACAUCAGAUGUUCUAGAUACAGGCCCUACGAAAGACCAGCUCGCGUUCGACGCGUCCACCUUCGUGCACGCCCUUCGCACGAUUUUCGAGGUUUUCAUCGCCUCCCCCAUCUUCCGCCUGGUCAUUGGCGACUAUAUAUCCAUAAUCAAGGACGUCGUCGCUCAUGCUGCCUCCGAUGUCGCACGUAGUGCGGCCCAAGUUGAGCAAGUUGCUGGGCGCGUCGUGCAGCAAGUCUUGGAGAGCAAUGACGUCAUAUCGACAGAUGCCAACGGCAAAGUAAAAUUAGCCGUCUCGGUCCCUGUUGAGGACUUCAAGACCAAAGGCAAGGAGGUCGCAUACAAAGUCGCGGCUUCGAAGGAAGGGCUGGAGUCAGAAAUGAGUACGCUGGGUGAAGAGGCUGCGGACAAAACAAAGGAAAGGAUAUUGAAUCGUCUGCAAGAGGUCAUAGCCCGCAUCCAAAAAGACAAGGCGUCUCGCUCAGCGAUGCGUGCCAUACUCAUUCUUGCCCGAAAAUAUACGGCCAAGAUGGCGACGCUGUCAAAUAUAGCGGCAGAUACCAUCAUCGACGCCGCAAAGGAGGCGAAGGACGCCCUCCAGUCCAACAGCGAAGAACCGACUUACCCACCGCAACCAUACGAAACGCCUACAGCAAAGGAGCCGAUCAUAGACGUCACGUCCGAUGCCAUUCUUUUCGAUUUCAAGGAUAUCUUGCAAAGGCUGGGAAAGCAACAUUCGCUCGACGGACUAGUAUCUGCGCUCGGUCGCAUUAUCCAAGACCUGAACGAAGCCCCAAGCAUUUUAGGGGAAGAGGCGACGAAGACCUUCGAAGACAAACUAGAUUCAGCUGUGACAGAGGCACAGUCGCCUACGGACGGCGAGAUUCCUCCCAUGUUUUCGCAACCCGGGAAAGGAUACGGAAAAGCGAAGAAAAACAAGAAGCGCAAAAAGCAAAAGACACAAAACGGAGAGCAACAAGCACAAACAGGUGCUACGAACCCUAUUGCCACAUACUUCGCGAGAGUUGGAGUAUAUCUCGACAAAGGGCUUGACGAGCCUGGAUGGGCGAUGUCUAAGGACGGGGCCAGUAGCCUGGAAAUGCUCUUCGAUGACGGAGUCGACCUGAUCAACGUCGUCGGCGAAACAGUCCUAGACACCGCGGACGAGGUCACCCAGACGCCUUCACCUACCAGUCCUACCGGAAAAGCCGCGACGGUUAAGAGUUACACCAGCGACGAGCUGAGAAGACAAUUCAAAAAGGAUUUGCAGAUGCUCAUGAACGAAAUCGACGCAUAUAUUUCAGCGAUCGAAGACGACAAGGCGACUAUGCGCCUAGUACACGCGCUGGAGGACCUCACAAGCGACUUUGCUGCUCUCGUAUCGCCAAGUCCUCGAUCAGGAAUGAAAGCCCUCUCGAGCAUACUCAGCUGGACGGACUGGAUCGCAUGGGGCAUCCCUCGCCUCCUUCGCUUGCUCCCAGCGAACGCCAUCCCUAUUCCUUCCGUCGAGGUCAAAUUAGGAAGCAUUGAUUGCGCACUACAGGCCCUUUUCGUGCAGGGCCUUGCGAGAGACGGUGAAGAGGGCAACCUCGCCAGUGCAAGCUUGGUUCCGGACGAAGUGGUGCUGACUGAAUGGACUGAGAUGCGCGUCGAUAUGACAGAGCCUUCGUCCCCACUUGGACCAGCGGCAACGCACGCGAUGACGAGCGCGGACGUACGCACAAUGUCACGAGUAAAGAUGCACCUGGAUGGCGUCCGUGCGAGGGUAGAGAAUAUGGGAUACUACUUCAGGUAUAACGGCAGUAUUGUCGGGUACGAGGAUGAGGGCGUGAUCAGCGUCGACGUCGGGAUGGGUGCUGAACACGAUGGUCUAGUCGCGGACGUGGAAAUCGAGAUUGACAAUGACAAUGCAGCGACUUCAAUUAGGCGGAAUCGUGUUCAGAUUCCAGACAUCAUCGUGCAAGAUGAAGAUGAGGCCGACUUGCCAGCCAACCUUGACGUCCAAGAAGCCGUAGCAAACAGCGCCGCUCCGGGUUCAACCACCGUAGGCGAGGCACGAACGGCAUUGUUGAACGCACAACAUGGAGAGGACCUCCCUCUCUUCAAAGUGAUCGACGUCCAAGUUGCAAUACGGGGGCUCAAGUUCAAGAUCGACAAAAGCAAGCAUUGGAUACUCAACAAGCUCUGCUUGCAGCCUCUCGCCGGUCCUGUAGUCGCACGUGUGGUAAAGCAGGUUGCCGAGGCGAAGGUGCGCGAGGCACUUGAAGUGCUUGCUCGAGGACUUGGUGCGGUCAUCCAGGAUGCGAAGUUUCGAAGAGAGAUCAGACGCGCACGUCAUAGAUCCGAGAGACAUCCUGUUGGCGGGAUGAGUUUAGCAGACGAGGACGUUGAGGAAAGCCUAACUGAACUCUUGCCAGAUUGGUGGCACGCGAUCUUGAAUAGCGGACCAAAGAUCUUCGGCAAGGGCACAGACGACACCAAGUCGAUUGUUCAGUCCAUCGGCGCUGCCAGUUUGGAUGUGGAGCCGCGUAUAGAGGUCGAGGCGACGGCUCAAGGCAUCGUCUAUACGAGCACGACGACCACGGAGCAGCCGAAGGGCCAGCCUGCGAUGGUUCUCAGCCCCGAGACCAAUACGCCAGUGGAACGGGUCUGCUUGACGUUGGAAGACAUCGGUGGUCCAUCGUCCGUCGAAGAGUCGGAAUUGGUGGUUGCGAUUGGAGAUGGGCCACAGCUGUUCCCGGGAAAAUGUGGCCCUCAUGGCGAGGAUGAGGAGAGACAAGGUCUAUUGGAAGGUUUGCGGGAUGGGGUCAACAACGCGGUUGAGACGACAGUUGAAGGUGUCAAGGACACCGCAGAUGUUGCUGGCCAAGUGCAGGAAAGAUGGGAGGGGAGGAGGGAGGAGACAAGAUCUAGGAAUGGUUGGAGGAGUGAGUCGUUCAAUUUCUGA